AUGACCCUGAGAGACGGUGAUCGCACCACGCCCAAAAAGGAUGACAAAUGCGCUUCAAAAGGGUCGGAAGCGGGACCGCCGCCGAGCUCCGCCCAGGAAGAGAGAGGGCCUUCCGAGGCGCCGAGGCGUUUGUGCCGAGAACGGUGGGCGGCCCGCGGCGGUGCGUAUGAGGUUGGAGCCCAUCCAACCCACUUCGAUUUUCUCCAACGUUUCAAACUCCCAACUCCACCGCGACCACUCUACCCACCCGACGUGUAGCUAUGCCGGCAAGUUCCAGACAAGGUCGUACGAUCAAUCGGAUCAACCCAUUGCCCAGGGGAUUGUGCUGCGUUCCUUGUGAGUUCUUCGUAGUCUGGGCUCGCUUGAUCUCGGCUUCAGCUCGGCGAUACGUCACGUUUCACCGUUGGGGCGGUCGGGCGUUGAAGCGAGAGGCGUUUGCGGAGGCAUACCGAGGUACUGGACGUAUGUAUGUCGGUGUACAUGAUCGGGAAUUAUACUGGAGCUGUUGAAAGCUCGAGGAGUGCACGUGGACGUCGGCAGAUCUGCGUGGAUCUACUACUACUCUGCAUCCAACGCUUCUCUACGGGCAUCGAUUACGGAGCUUUGAGACGGCAACCGAUCCCGAUGCGAUGCCACUCCGCUGCGAUCAACGUUCAACGACACUGCGCUGCGGAACGAUUCACCUUGACCGUAUCCUGACCAGCACCGCGUCAUACCUACUUUGGAAAUUCUAUGUUCUAAUUUCCACAGGUCGAGAACGAAGAGUGCGCUGCGACGGCGGUCGUUCGCCCGGUUGCUCAGCCUGCGUUCGUAAAGCGAGAUGGGACGGCAGGAACAUCGACACUGACUUGGGGUGCUACUACAAGGAGCCCGCAUCGAGCUUGUCUUCCUUAUCACCCUCACCACCUGUAGCUUCGUGUUCGACGGGUAGGGCCGUCUUUCUUCUAUUGCUCCUGUCGAGCGAGCUCGAGCUGAUCAAUCCUCGUUGAUCGAUCGAUCAAUCGACUUUCCGUUUCACCCCAGCUGCAGCGACAAGCUACAAUCAUUCGCAUGAUCAAGAUCAGAAAUCUUCAAUUGCAGCACAUACGGUAUCAACUCCAUCUAAAAAACCCCUUUCAAGACGUGCGGCUCGAAAACCCAAAGGCUCAACUCCACCUGCGGAGCAACCGGCCGCUCCUUUACAAAAAGGUGAGUUUGCUCGUUCAUCUUUUUACGAGGUUUCUUGCGGUCUUCUAGGGUGGGAGGGAAUCGCCUUCGCAUGCACGACGUGCCCGUGUCGGCUAGGCCGAAUUUUCUUGUCCAUCGUCUCGGCCUUCGAUCAGGCACGCGCGCCGGGCGCAAAUUAAAUGCGAUCCAACUGACACAUAGGUCCCCAUCCAAUUCGUUUGAAUUUUAUCCAGGCCUAGCAUGUAUCGCCUGCAAAGCGCGUCGAGUCAAAUGCUCGGGCUCGAAACCGGCGUGCGAUAGCUGCGUGCGCAAUGCGCGCUGGAACGGUCGUUGUCCCGACACGGAGCACGGCUGCGUCUAUCGAGCCGACUUACCCCGCAAAAACGCGCCUUAUCACCCACCAAAUCAUCGAGACUUGGCCCAUUCAAUCGCUCAAAAGCCCUUCUUAUCGGGUGCAUUCAAUUCGAGGAUGAAGAGGUCUAGUUCUUCCUGUGGCUCGGAUGGCUCGGAUGGGGAACAAGGGGAGGAGGAAGGGUAUUAUUCUGAAGAGGCCUUUGGCGGCGGCGACUCGGACCUUGGAGUUGGGGGGUCGCUAGGGAUCAAUCUCGGAUGUGGGAAUGCAUCGGGAUCGGUCGAACCUAUUGGUGCGUUUGACUCGAUAUGUAGUUUAGUGCAUUCUGUACAAGUCCUAAUAAAGCCCUCUGUCGGUCCUACAGACGAAGACGUCAAACCGAUGAUCGUCCUCGCCGAAGAAGAAUUUGACCCCGCCGUCUGUCCCGCCGCCGCCGCCGCGGAGGACCCCAGCUGUUCCCUCUCCGCCUCGGACGUGCUGCUCUCGGAACCCGAGUUUGCCCUGCCUCACCCAACAGAACCGACCUUUUCGACCUCACCUCGUCUCGUUCCUUCGCUGUACGCCUCCUCAUCAACAACAGACACCUCGUCCUCCUGCCCCUCGCCUCUCCUCGCUUCGCCUUCCUUGUCCCCUCUGGGAACGCCUCACGCCUUCUUCGGCCACGACCUCGCGUUGGUGUCGUACCCACCUAUGCCUUACCCACCUGCGAGUUAUUGGACCGAAGUGAGGUUACCCCCUCCUCCACCGAUGUUUGAAUUGGAUUGGGACGCGUUGAGGUUGGAUAAUACCGCCGGGGAGGAUCCCAUGAUGCUGAGUUCAUCGUUGUUCAAAGGAACCGGUAUGUUUGGGAAGGAGAUGGUGGGUGGUGCGGGAUUGGAAAGAAGUACGACGGUUGUGAUCGAUGGGGAUGGUGCAGAGUUGGAGCCGGUGACGGUCGAUCCUAGGCUGACGAUGAGGACGGAUGAUGAGAGGGAGGAUAAGGGAGAGGAGGAGAGUUGGAAGAGGGAACUCGGCGAUUUGAUGAACGAGGAUGUGACGAGGGAGUGGGGUUUGUAA
Microbotryum saponariae is the source of this 2575-nucleotide messenger RNA. The record is from the annotation of a GenBank genome assembly. NCBI's taxonomy places the organism in Eukaryota, Fungi, Basidiomycota, Microbotryomycetes, Microbotryales, Microbotryaceae.